GCGCGAGAGCCGGCACCGCCCAGCUGUCGCUGUAGCUGUCUGACGGGGCACAGAGGAGGGUAUCCGGGGCCACUUUUCUCCUAUCUCCCUCUCCCCCAGGUGGAGGUGGCGGGUGGCGGCGGAAUGGACCUCUCCGGGCUCCUGCUGGACGAGGAGGGCGCAUUCUCGCUCGCGGGUUUCCAGGAGUUCACGCUUCUCCCUGGACAUCAGAAACUGAGUGAGCGAGUCAGAAAGCGACUUUACUAUGGCUGGGACCCAGACUGUGGCCUAGAAGAACUAUCCAGUCCUGUGGCAGACAUUGCUGUGGAGUUGCUCCAGAAGGCAGCCCCCAGUCCUAUUCGCCGGCUCCAGAAGAAAUAUGUAUCUCAUGUAUCCCGGGAGGCAUGUAUCUCUCCAUGUGCCAUGAUGUUGGCCUUAGUUUACAUUGAACGACUUCGGCACAGAAAUCCUGACUAUUUACAACAUGUGUCAUCUUCUGACCUAUUCCUCGUCUCUAUGAUGGUGGCCAGUAAGUACCUGUAUGAUGAAGGGGAAGAAGAGGAGGUCUUCAAUGAUGAAUGGGGGGCUGCAGGGGGUGUGGCUGUACCUACCCUCAAUGCACUGGAGAGAAGCUUCCUGAGUGCCAUGGACUGGAGCCUCUACACUGAUCCAAGGGAGAUCUUUGAGGUGCUGAGUUGGCUGGAGGGCUGUGUCGCUGAGCAGCAGGGUCGACGCCGUGGCUGGUAUACCUACACAGACUUGUGUGUGCUGUUGGAGCAACGAACUUGGCAAUUGGCUUUGGGCUCACUGUGCCAGCGUCUGGCCAAGCUGGCUUGCCUGCUAGCCUUGGCUUAUGUGAGCAGUGUAGCUGUGGCCGUGGCCUCUGUGACUGUCCUGCACCAGACCUUGGGGCUGCAUGGCACCCCUCCACCAGGGCCCCCUGAUGUUAGCUGUCUUACUCCCAAGUGCCCACCGGGGCCUUGUUCUCUGUCUUCAGCUUCAGUUCCACAGUUCCUACCCCUGUCUGCUAACACCUCCCAAAAUCUAGUGGGGAACAUGGGACUGCAUUCACUGUGGGGGAGUCUUCUGGCUACAUUGAGUCCUUCUCCAUUGCCUCCAGGCACCCCAACUUCUCAGCCCUGCCCCCUUUGUCGGCAGCUCCAGAUAGACUCCCCAAACCACUAUGCCUGUCAGCGUACCAACUAUACAACCACAAUGAGGCCUCUCAGUCCCUGGUAUCCCCCACCUGGCCAAGCCCCACCCUGGCCCUGGAGCCCUGGAGCUCCCGUCCUCCCCCAGCCGCAGCAGUGCUCCUUGUUUGGUGCUAUGGAGCUGGCCCGCCUCAAAUCCUUUAUCUUUCCAGGAUAGAUGGAGACUCUGGAAAUGUGUUGAGGGGGAGUUAGGUUGCCCUGGGGGACUUACAGGACAAAGUUUUAUCCAUUGGAAAAGAGGAAUUUAAAAACUUGUGACUUAGAUUCUCUCUUCCUUUCUGGAUCCUUUGUUCUCUUUCCUCUAAGGGGAAAGAGGUAAAUGGGGUUGUUGUGGCAGCGGGGUGAAGAGUAUGUUGUCUGUCUUUGUGGCCUUUGCCUAUGACUUCGUGGCUAGGUGCCACAGAAUUGGCUUCGUGAUGUCACUUGGGAAGGCUUCAUCCUGGUGACCUGUGUGAUGUCACAUGUAGAAGGCCAGGGGGAAGACACGCCCACCUUUCUGAGGCUUUCUAGAGUUGACAGUGACUUUUGCUCGUUUCUUAGGGUGAGCGGGGCAAGGAUGAGAGUAGAGGGACAGAUUGAAGCUGGUCUAUGUGAAGUCCCUAGGGCUUGAGUACUAGGGGAUGAUAGGACCAGGGAGUUGGAGGGUGCUUGGGAAUAACAUCAAGGGGAGGUGGUGCAGAAAGCCCCUUUCGAGUUAAAACUUAAGGGUUGUUAGCCUUUAGCCUCUGUUCUCCGGUGCCCCCUACCCAUAUACUCUACCGGUGGUACUGCUCCCCUGGGUCUGUCCUCAGGUCUCUGGCCCCUGGUUUGUACUUGGUUGGUUUUUUUCCAUGCUUUUAUAGAAGAAUUUGAGGUUUCAAUAAACAGUUUAAGUUGCA
Molecule: messenger RNA, 2068 nt
Organism: Vombatus ursinus (common wombat)
Lineage: Eukaryota; Metazoa; Chordata; Mammalia; Diprotodontia; Vombatidae
Gene: CNPPD1
Product: cyclin Pas1/PHO80 domain containing 1
Exons: 8
Coding region: 124-1347 (407 amino acids)
Biological process (GO): regulation of cyclin-dependent protein serine/threonine kinase activity
Cellular component (GO): cyclin-dependent protein kinase holoenzyme complex; nucleus
Molecular function (GO): cyclin-dependent protein serine/threonine kinase regulator activity; protein kinase binding
Source: RefSeq, a predicted model, not a curated record